UUCUAAGAUUACUUGACUAUAAGUUUGUUACUGUUAACUAAUAAUAUUAUUAAUAAUACACCAAUAAUAAUAUUCUUGCAAACUAAGCAGUAAAGCAAGUUAUUUAUGUAACUACUUAUUUUAUGAUCAUAGUUUUUACAAUAAUGCAUUUUCUAGUCAAAGGCAUAUUCAAUCAAUAUUUCAUUUUUUAUAUAGUUCUACGAAUUCGGAAUAUGGAUGGUUACCUGGUCGUGAACAAGAAUUUGAAAAUAUUUAUACAUUCAUACUCAAUAAACUAUCUCAAAAUUCUGGCGGGUAUAUUUUUUAUAGUUUUGUAUUUUAUGUGUAAUACUAUUUAUUUUCACUAUUGUACCUUUCGGAUAAAAAUUUUCUUAGAAAAUGAAUUAAAUAAAUGUAGAAAGCGGUUUAGUUCACUGAUAUAGACGUUUAAGUUCUCAACGAUAUCUGGUCAUGACCUCAAACUCAUUACGUUUCUAUAAAUAAGCGGAGAAUAUCCAUAUUCUGCUACUAAUACUUCUAAACAAAUUAAUAUAACUUCUGCUUAAUGUACUUUUCUUUGUAACAGUAGUAUAAACAUAAUAAAUCUAAUUUUACUUUUCACAACUUUGCAAUUAACACAGGCUAAUACAUCCCGACUUCUAUGUGAGCUACCGCUAUAUCUGUUUAUCUGUGAAUGUAAUAUUAUUUGUAUUAUUCCCAUACGUGAAGUGGGAUCGUUCUUUGUUAAUAAUUCUUUUCGAACUUUGUUGACAUGUAUAUCAUGUUUCUUUUUAAUAUAAUUUCGUUAAAGCUGUAUGUAUAUAUCUGGUAUUCCGGGUACUGGUAAAACAGCAUCAGUUCAAGCGGUGCUGUCAACGAUGCAUAAAUUGGUUGUUGAUUCAGGUUUGGAAAGCCAAAUACCCACAUUCCAAGUAAUCUAUGUUAAUGGCAUGCGUGUCAGUGAUCCUAAGCAGGUUUACGUGGAGAUAUAUGAACAACUAACUGGUUUAACUGCAACUGCAAAAUGUGCUUCUGACUUGUUAGAAAAAGAAUUUUGUCAUAAUGUAAUUAAAAAAGUAUCUCAUAGUAAAGUUUCUGAAAAGCCAGUUGUUUUAGUCAUUGAUGAAUUGGAUUUGUUAUGUACUCGUCGACAAGACAUACUCUACAGUCUUUUUGAUUGGCCUACACGCCAUAACAACCAUCGUGUUUUAAUAGUAUUGGCUAUUGCCAAUACCAUGGAUUUACCGGAACGUUUACUUCAUCCACGAGUAGCCAGUCGUUUAGGCUUAACUAGACUUACUUUCGCACCUUAUUCUCACGAACAACUUGCUCAAAUUGUGCGACAUCAUUUAUCGUCUUUAUCAAAUAUGUUUCAGCCUAAAGCACUUGAAUUGGCUGCACGUAAGGUAGCUGCUGUUUCUGGUGAUGUGCGACGUGCUCUUGAUAUCUGCAAAAGAGCUGCUGAAAUUGUUUCAUCUAUUGGGAAAGGUAACAAAGAAAUAGAUAUUUCGCAUAUCAAUACCGCUUUAAAAGAGAUGUUCACUACACCGAAAUCAGAAGCUAUAUGUGCUUGUUCAUUAUAUGAGAAACUGUUUCUUCGUGCUGUUAUAGCUGAAUUUCAGGCGCGUUCAACAGAAGAAGCUCGAUUAGACCGGUGUAUUCGUCAAAUGUUUGCACUUUGUCGACUUGAAGGUGUUCCAUGUCCAACUACAUCAGAAGUAUUUGCUAUUUGUGCUAGUCUUGGAGCUCAUAAGCUAUUGUUAACUGAAAGAUCGCGAUGCGAUAUUUCAAUGCUUGUCCGUCUCAAUUGUACAAAGUCGGAUGUAUUAUACUGUUUAAAUCAACAACCUGACUUAUAAAUCUAAAAUAUACUGAACGAAUUACUCUAAACUUAGAAAGAGAUGUUUUAAUGGACGAUUAUCCAACCAAUCAUCUGUAUGUUCGAGAUUAUAUUUGUAUUUUUCAUUUCAAAAACGACAUACUGAUGUUCAUGCAUUUCAGUAAAUUUGUCGGUAUUAUAUUUAAUUGAUUCUAGUCCAUGUUUACAACUUUACCAUGGAUAAAAACUAAGAAUUUUUAUUUGUUUUUUUAUGAAUCAAUGCAGUUAAUAAACUAGAUUAGAACUAGUUUAGCAUAUUUCUAUUAUAUCUAUUAAAUAAGCGUUAAUUAACUCUCCCAUUUCUCGAUAAUCCCACAUAUUUCUAAAUUCUUUUCUUAAAUCUGCUCAAAUCACUUUUUACUGACAAAUUUUUUAGUUGCAAUAUGUUAUUGUUUUAGGCCAGCUUUAACCGAACGAAAGUAACUAUAAAUUUAAAUUCAUCUUCCUAAUGAAUAGAUGAUCGUUUUCAUGUUUCUUCUUAAAAAUGUUUGCUUUGAGUCAUUCUACAACAGUUUCAUAGCUAAGUUGUCAUCUAAAGAACGCUAUCUCAUUGAAAUCUGACAUAAAAAACGUUAAUU
Schistosoma curassoni is the source of this 2436-nucleotide messenger RNA. The record is from the annotation of a GenBank genome assembly. Lineage: Eukaryota; Metazoa; Platyhelminthes; Trematoda; Strigeidida; Schistosomatidae.